AUGUACAUUCGUCGAUUACCCGUCGUGCUGGGAUCCGCCCUGGUUGCGGGAUACGGUGCCUGGUACUCGUACAACUCGACGACGAUCCCCGGCGCCGCCUCGCUCUAUCGCAGCUUCUCCUUCGCCGCCACCAACCCAUCGACCGCCGCCGCUUCGCCCGUGCCGACGAGGACUGUGCUGGUGGUGGGUGCGGAUGAGCUAAGGCAGGGCACCAUCGUGGGCGACGGGCCCAUCUCCAAGGAAACGAGCGGCGACGGCAGGAGGAUCGUGGAGAUGCUGACCCCGGAGCAAGCCACGCAGAAACUGCGUCACCUGGAGCAGUCCUUCUCGGUCAACAGGGGCCACGGUGUUACGCGGUACGACCUCGUCCAGCUCCCCAGCAACGACCCCAUUGAAGACGACCACGCCGAGAAGAUUGUCCAGGUCCCCAGUCGGUCGUCGGCUGCCGAUGCCGGAGAUCAGAAUGAAUGGAUGUUCUGGGGGGUCUUUGAUGGCCAUUCUGGCUGGACUACGUCUGCGACGCUUCGCCAGAACCUCAUCUCAUACGUUGCGACAGAACUCAACAAUACAUACAAGGCUGUGGCUGAGGGCACUCCCUCGUCUGAUGCCAUCGAGCUCGCUAUCAAGACUGGGUUCAACCGUCUAGAUACCGAGAUUGUCCACAACAGCGUCGAGAAGGUCUUCAAGGCCAGCUCCAAGACCGUGGCUGCAGAGCUGCUGCAGCCUGCUUUGUCCGGCUCCUGUGCGCUGCUGUCUUUCUAUGACAGCCGAACCAAUCUUCUGCGGGUAGCGUGCACCGGUGAUUCGAGAGCGGUUCUGGGACGUCGAUCCGAUUCCGGCAAGUGGACCGCAACUGCUCUAUCCGAGGAUCAGACUGGCAGCAACCCAAAUGAGGCGAACCGCAUGCGCAAGGAGCAUCCUGGCGAGGAGCAUGUUGUGCGCAACGGCCGUGUUCUCGGUGGCCUGGAGCCCACCCGCGCCUUUGGCGACGCUGUCUACAAAUGGAGCCGCGAGACAUCCUUCAAGCUGAAGGAGAAGUUCUUUGGGCGUACGCCUUCUCAACUCCUCAAGUCGCCCCCAUACGUGACCGCCGAGCCCGUGGUGACCACGACCAAGGUCAAGCCCGAGAAGGGUGACUUCCUCGUCCUAGCCACCGAUGGGUUGUGGGAGAUGCUGACAAACGACGAGGUCGUCGGGCUUGUCGGCCAGUGGAUCGAGAGCCAGGCCGCCGGCCGCCAGUCAAAGUCCCAGUUCGAGGUGGCAUGGUCCAAGAUCAUGGGCACCCAGGGGAACGGCGCCCUUCCUGUUGAGAAGGGUGCUGACACUGGGGCCGAGGGCCAGAAGACUCCCAUCCGCCUGCACCAGUGGGGCGUUGACCCCGAUGCGAAGAAUAGGUUUGUCGUGAAGGACCAGAACGUGGCAACCCACCUCGUCCGCAAUGCUCUUGGAGGCCCCAACGACGAGCAGGUGUGCGCUCUACUCACCCUACCGGCCCCCUUUUCCAGAAGAUAUCGCGACGACCUCACAGUCCAGGUUAUCUUCUUCGGUAAUGGAGAGAAGACGGGUGAGAUCUUGGUAAACCCCGAGGCCACCUCCCCAGACGAGAACCCCAAGGCCAAGCUGUAG
This is a messenger RNA of Clonostachys byssicola, 1626 nucleotides long. The record is from the annotation of a GenBank genome assembly. Lineage: Eukaryota; Fungi; Ascomycota; Sordariomycetes; Hypocreales; Bionectriaceae.